AUGCAAUAUUCGGCACUUAUCAAGACUACACAUCAGUGGAAAAAGGAUAUCGAGCGUCAUCUUCGUAUGGUGGAGUGCACAGAAACUCAAAAACAGAUGCUUGCCACUUUCACGCUAGUGGGAGAUGCGCUACAGUGGUGGGAGUCUAUCACCACUAUGGAGGAAAGGACCACACUGACAUAUGAUCAGUUCCAGGAUCGUUUUGACGACAAAUAUUUUUCAUUUGCAGUCAGUGCAGCUAAGAAAAAGGAGUUCCUUAACCUACAGCAAGGGGAUAGGACAGUUGCAGAAUAUGAGCAAGAAUUUACAAACCUGUCUCUAUUUGCAUUAGAGGAAGUAAAUAUAGAGGUAAAGAAGAGGGCAUGCUUUUUAAAUGGGUUAACUUGGCCCAUUAAGAAGGUUAUUUUGGGAAGCCCCGCAUACACCACAUAUUCACAGGUUGUUGAUGCAGCUUUGCAACAUUGCCAGGCUAGGAAAGACUAUAAGCGAUCUAUGGAUGAGAAUCAGAAUGAUAAAGACUCUAUUAAUCACUCUGCUGAGGGCGAUGGAGCCAGAAAUAAGGAUACGGGUGGAUUCCAGGGACAUUAA
Molecule: messenger RNA, 588 nt
Organism: Cornus florida
Lineage: Eukaryota; Viridiplantae; Streptophyta; Magnoliopsida; Cornales; Cornaceae
Exons: 1
Coding region: 1-588 (195 amino acids)
Source: RefSeq, a predicted model, not a curated record